Molecule: messenger RNA, 648 nt
Organism: Paramecium tetraurelia
Lineage: Eukaryota; Ciliophora; Oligohymenophorea; Peniculida; Parameciidae
Exons: 4
Source: RefSeq, a predicted model, not a curated record
AUGAGUAAAGGGAUAGGAGCACACCUUGACAAGGCUGUUAAAUAGAAAAUCUAUCAAUAGAGAGCCAACAAAUACAAUUCUGAAUUUGAUAAAUUGGAGGAAUAAGGACAUGAUCCAGAUAAAAUCCCUGCAAUAUUGGCUGAGGAGGAAUACUAGAAACGACAUGCCAAUGAUCCACAAGAACCACUACCUUUUGAGCGCAGUGAUAAAGUAUUGCCGAUAACUGGGUCAACUCAUCUGGGAUUUGAUAAAGCUCAUACGAAUCUGUCUGCAACCAAAUAGAUGAUGUAGAUUUAGGAUUAGAAAAUGCAAAAAAUAAAAACAAUAAAAUAGCAAGGAGGAAAAUUGCCUGUCGAUGAGGUUCAUAGGGCAUAAAAGGAACAUGAGAGAAACAUGAAGGCACGUAUCCAAUAUGAUCAUAUUAAUGAUUUACAUCAAAUGUAAUAAUCGGAUCCAAAUGCCAAGAAGUCCUCCUAUUAAUAACAUCAUGUGUUUACAAAAUACAUGUAAGAUGAAUGCGAUCAUCAGAACUUCGAUUACCAUUAGAUGAAGAAUGACUUAAAACAAUACCAUGAGGCUUUUGUUAUAUGCCAAAAAACACUAAGAAAAUGAAUUAUUCAUCAUAUUAAUUAUUUUUAUAAUGGUUUU